CUGUUUGCUUUGCAGGCUGAAUCCUCCCGCAUGAAGAAAGAGGAACUGGAGGUGGAACAAGCAGUUGUGCAUCACAAGUUGCCUGCAUAUGUGGCCAACAUGGAUCGACUAGGGGACUCUGAGCUUGAUAUGACCUGCAGCCAGAGGAGUACUGCACAUUCUCUUCAGUCCCGGGGAGGCUUUCUGUCCUCUUUUCUUUCCCAAAGUAAAAAGGGCCCUUCCAGACCAUCCCAUCCAGGUGGGGCUUCUCCAACACAGACUGGCAGUAUGCUGCUAGGGAAGAAAGAACCAACAAAUCACCAGAGUGCCAAAGGAAAAGAAGGAACAGUGAGCUGUAAGGACGGGAAGGGCCACUUCAGUGGGUUAGUAGCAGGCGAGUCAAGUUCCCUGCAGCAGCGGCAGAAGCGCUUGCAAGAGCAUGGGAAGGAAAGGAAGGAACUGCUGUCCAAAGGGACCUUCCAGGGCCAAAGUGCUGAGAAGAAAAUGGAUGUCAGCACAGCUGAGACAGAGCCAUGCUCAGAGCCGCAUGCUGAGCAAGCGGAGACUUCAACCAGAAUGCCUGCCAGCAGUGCAGAGGCCGUGGGUGUCCGGCAGGAGCAGCCUUUCAUCGUCCUGAGCCAGGAGGAAUAUGGGGAGCACCAUUCAUCCAUCAUGUACUGCAGGGUUGAUUGUUCUGGACGGAGGGUGGCCAGCUUGGAUGUGGAUGGGGUCAUCAAAGUCUGGUCUUUCAACCCUAUAAUGCAAACAAAAGCUUCAUCCAUUUCCAAAUCUCCGUUGCUGUCUCUGGAAUGGGCGACCAAGCGUGAUCGGCUGCUAUUGCUUGGCAGUGGGGUCGGGACAGUUCGUCUUUAUGACACAGAAGCGAAGAAGAAUCUCUGUGAAAUCAGCAUUGAUGAAGACAUGCCCAGGAUCCUCUCGCUUGCCUGCAGCCCAAGUGGUGCCUCCUUUGUCUGUUCUGCGGCAGCCCAGAGCCCCAUCUCCCGCGUGGACUUCUCAGCAGUAAGCUCUGGGGGCAAAAGCAUGAACCAAGUUCCUGGGAAGCUGCUGCUGUGGGACACUAAAACGAUGAAGCAGCAGCUGCAGUUCUCCCUGGAGCCUGAGCCCAUUGCUAUUAACUGCACAGCCUUCAACCACAAUGGCAACCUGCUGGUCACUGGGGCUGCAGACGGGAUUGUUCGUCUCUUUGAUAUGCAGCAGCACGAAUGCGCCAUGAGCUGGAAGGCACACGAUGGGGAAGUCUACUCUGUUGAGUUCAGCUAUGAUGAGAACACAGUCUACAGCAUAGGCGAGGAUGGCAAGUUUAUUCAGUGGAAUAUUCACAGAAGUGGCUUGAAGGUGUCAGAGUACGAUCUUCCCAGCGAAGCUACAGGUCCUUUUGUUUUGUCCGGGUACAGUGGCUAUAAGCAAGUCCAGUUCCCACGAGGAAGGCUUUUUGCUUUUGACUCUGAGGGCAACUAUAUGUUGACGUGUUCUUCUACUGGGGGAGUAAUUUUUAAGUUAAAUGGUGAGGAAAAGGUUCUGGAGAGCUGCCUUUCCCUGGGAGGACACCGAGCUCCUGUUGUCACAGUGGAUUGGAGCACGGCCAUGGACUGUGGGACCUGCCUCACUGCCUCUAUGGAUGGGAAGAUUAAACUAACAACCUUACUGGCUCAA
Messenger RNA from Leptosomus discolor (cuckoo roller), 1653 nucleotides. The record is from RefSeq and is a predicted model, not a curated record. Lineage: Eukaryota; Metazoa; Chordata; Aves; Leptosomiformes; Leptosomidae.